UCGUAUACAAAUCAUAACAACUUUGUUGUGUUGUAAAGAAACACACUUCACGCGAAAAAUUUGAGAAUUUUGCCCACGUUUAUACGGCAAGAAUAGAAGUUGUCCUGCGAAACGAUUAGUUUUAAAUUGCUGCAACUUUGGAGAAAUAUUAGACACUCGGAGAAACGUGAAAUUAUACAACAAAUUACGGUAAUGUGUAGCCAAUGGGAACGAAUCAUCUUUGUCUAAAACUGUUUUUGUUCAUGCAAGCUUGGACUGUACUCAAGCAAGCGAUGGUUGAAAACGUUUAAAUUCUUGUUGCUGUUUUGUAUAUUGCCAAGACAAAGGUUUCCGAGAUAUUGCUUUUAUUGAAAUAACGUAAUACCGAGCAAAUAUGGGCAUGCUUUUUGUACGCUCGCUUGGCUGGUGUCUUGUUAUUUUGUUGAUGUUAUUCGAGGAAAAUAGAAUAGGUAUCGAAGGGUCAGGAUGGACAAAUUGCGACGGGGACGUCGAUGACUGGUUUUUCUGUACGAAGGAAAUAUGUAUAGUCAGAGAUUGGCUUUGCGAUGGCCAAAACGAUUGUGCUAAUGGAAGGGAUGAAGAUGAAACAAUUUGUGAUGGAGAUUUACAGUGCAGAAAUAAUACUGAAUUCUCCUGUGGAAAUCGCUGCAUCCCGAUUGCCUGGCGCUGUGACGGACAAGGAGACUGCAACGACAAUCGAGAUGAAGCAAAUUGCCAUCUUGCAGGUUAUUGCGGAGUAAACGAGUUUGGAUGUUCCGGAAACAACACGGCGCCCUGUAUUCGCAGUGAUUAUGUCUGCGAUGGGGAUAUUGAUUGUUCCAGCGGCAACGAUGAACGCAAUUGCAGUGUCAAGUGUGCAAUGGACAAGUUUCUGUGCGACACUGGUGCGACUUGCAUAUCGAAAUAUUUGCUUUGCGACGGAAAAAGAGAUUGUCGCGAUGGUACAGAUGAAACUGAUUGCUCGAGAAAUGUAACUGCUUCGUGUGGACCUAAUCAAAUUCGCUGUACGCAGACAAACGAGUGUAUUCCAUUAUCGUAUUUGUGCGAUGACGAUCCAGAUUGCGCGGAUGGCUCUGACGAAUCACCGCUCGUAUGUGCUGAACGAUCGUGUGCGAGCGACGAGUGGCGAUGUCUUGGAAGUCAGCAAUGUGUUAAUAUAACUGACGUUUGUAAUGGCGUGGUUGAUUGUCACGAUCAAUCGGACGAAAGACAACAUCUCAAUGUUCAUGGUUCAUCGUGCUUGCACAAUGAAUGCUUAAAUCGAUCUCAUUGUGGAGAAAUGAAAUGUCAACAAACUCCACUUGGCCCACAUUGUUACUGCGAUCCAGGGUACCAACAGGAUGGUAGCAGAAAACGUUGUGUUGAUAUCGAUGAAUGCAAAAACGAUGUUUGUGCCCAGUUUUGCGAGAAUCUUAAUGGAACGUUCAAGUGUGCCUGCUACCAUGGUUACCAUUUGUUUCAUAAAUUUUACUGCAAACCAGAUGAUGGAAUCAAGCCAAUGAUUCUGGUCUCACAGAUUGAUAGGAUUUUCGAAUCCUCCGUGGACGGACGUCAGCAAAAUAUUCUGCACAGAAAUCUAAAACGCGCGGUAGCUCUGGAUUACCAUUAUCAAAAGAGGCUGGUGUUCUUCACUGAUGUUCUGGAGAAAAGAAUUUACAGAACACGUUUGGGACACAGGGAAGUCGAGCCCAUCUUCUCCGCUGGUCUCUAUAUGCCGGACGGAAUUGCAGUUGACUGGAUCGCUGAGAAUAUUUACUUCACCGAGUCACGAGGCAGUAGAAUCGACGUUGUGAACUUAGAGGGGAAAUAUCGACACGUAUUGAUCCACGACAACCUUGGUUCACCCCGAGGUCUUGCCGUAGAUCCUCAGCACCGGUAUCUAUUUUACACAGACUGGGGUUCUAGGCAGCCCAAAAUCGGUCGCUGCAGCAUGGAUGGCCAAGCUUGUGUUAUCCUUAUCGAUAAAAACAUCACGUGGCCAAAUGCCAUCACGCUCGAUUACAUCAAUCAGAAGGUGUAUUGGGCCGAUGCUAGGCUGGACGUUAUUUUUGUCAUAGAUUACAACGGCGCGGGGCGACGCGUUGUAGCCGGGGGGCCAGGGCGAAACCCGCUCCCUCACCCUUUUGCGAUCACCCUCUAUCGCUCCUCCAUCUAUGUCACGGACUGGCAAGAUCAAGAGGUGUACAAAGUUGAUUUGUUAAAUCAAGGCGCAAUUACGAAGAUAAUUAAGCGCAUGCGUCAGCCGAUGGACAUUCAAAUUUUCCAUCCAUCCAGGCAAAACCAUUCACGCAACUUGUGCAAGGGAUACGGCUGCAAUCAUCUGGGCUUACUGUCCGCGGUUUCCCCGAGCGGCUGUCGGUGUGCAUGCGAGGUUGGCACCGAACUUUUGGAGGAUGGAAAAACGUGCGUGCGCUUGGAGGAGUUCGUAAUCGUUGCAAGGAAGACCCAAAUCCGCGGUUACAUUUUCGGGAACGGCACACGGCGAGAUGCCGUGGUCCCUGUGCUGGGCCUACGGAAUGCGGUCGCCGUCGACUACGAUGUUAAAGAGGAGAUGUUGUAUUUCAGCGAUUCCAGUCGCUUGUAUCGGGUGCGAUUUGACGGCGCCGGCAUGCAGUCGUUGGUAAACGAAAGCCUGGGGUAUAUUGACGGGGUCGCCGUUGAUUGGGAAGCGAGAAAUCUGUACUGGACUGAUGGUAGAUUAAAAACUAUAUCUGUAGCGAAACUCGACGGGAAAUACAGACGGACUUUGAUCAAGGAUGAUUUGGGAAGACCAAGGGCUGUUGUGGUCCAUCCUAAGGAAGGGUACUUGUUUUGGACUGAUUGGGGCCACGAACCGAAAAUUGAGAGAGCGGAAAUGGACGGCACCAAUCGUAGGACUAUCGUUGAUGGAGGUGACCUGCACUGGCCGAAUGGCCUGACCAUUGAUUUCACCGCCUCUAAACUGUACUGGAUUGACGCCCGACAUGAUCACAUGAAGAAGGCGAACUUCGACGGUAGCGAAACCGUCACAGUUUUGGAGAAUCUGGUUCAUCCGUUUGGGCUGGAUGUCUACGCCGGUUAUGCAUAUUGGAGUGAUUGGUACGAUAGGACGAUCUAUCGCAUUAAGAUGAGCAACAUGUCUAGUGAAAAUAAGGAGCCGUUAUUGUCUAAUGUUGGGGGCCUUAUGGAGAUUCGCACGUACCGAAGAAACCUUAUCUCAAAUGGAAGCAAUGCUUGUACCAACGCGUCCUGUGCACAGUUGUGUUUGCUGAAGAAAGGUGGUCACAGCUGUGCUUGCAAAGAUGGCUUCGUAGCGACUGAUGAUGGCAAAAGUUGCACGUCUGCGCCUUUAACAACACCGCCAAGUAGACCGACUUGUCCUCCUGAUCGCUUUCAAUGCAAUAACUCGAGAUGCAUUCUCCACGACUGGGUUUGCGAUACUGAUGAUGAUUGCUUGGAUAAUUCGGAUGAGACACACCAAAAGUGCCACGAAUUGACUUGCCGACCUUCACAUAGGAAAUGCAGUAACAAUCGUUGCAUACCCGAGAGUAGGUUUUGUGAUGGCGACGAUGAUUGCGGUGACAAUUACGACGAGCGGAAUUGCAACUGUUCAUCGGAUCAAUUUAAAUGCAAAAAUGGCAACUGCAUUCCCAAUAGCUGGAAAUGUGACGAUGUUGAUGACUGUUCUGAUGGCUCUGAUGAAGUUGGUUGCAAUGCAACUGUAACUUGCGCUGGCUUUACUUGUGCUUCUGAUGGUGCGUGUAUACCUCGGAUAUGGCAAUGCAACGGUCGUAAAGAUUGUCGUGAUAAUUCAGACGAGAAAGACUGCGCGAUGGUCAACUGUUCAUCAAAAGAGUUUCAAUGUAGAGAUGGCGAGUGCAUAGAAUUAGCGUGGAGAUGCGACGAUGAUGAUGAUUGUGACGAUAGGUCUGAUGAAGCAAAUUGUACUUCGCCGACGUUGCCAUCGUCAUGUCCAUCCAGUAUGUUCCAAUGUCACGAGACCCUGCAGUGCAUUGAUCCUGACAUGAGGUGUGAUGGCGAAUGGGAUUGCACUGAUGGUUCGGACGAAUCCCCUUCAGUCUGCAAUACAACUUGCAAAGAUUUGGGGCUUUUCAAUUGCUCAGAUACGCAUUGUAUCAACGAGAGCCUAGUGUGCGAUGGUCGUUACGAUUGCGAGGAUCGUUCAGACGAAGAGUGUUGCGUUGGCAAGUUCAGAUGCGCCAAUCGUAAUUGCAUACUCGGCGCGUGGAAGUGCGAUAGAGAAGACGACUGCGGGGACAAUAGCGAUGAAACGGUCCAGUUAUGUGGGACCUGUGAAUCUGACCAAUUUCUCUGUGUGAAUUCCUCCAUCUGUAUAAGUCGCAGUAAGCUCUGUGAUAGCGUACUUGAUUGCCCAGGGGGGGAGGACGAGGCACCGCGAUGUAUUUACCAACAAUGCGAAACAGAUAACGGAGGAUGUUCGCACAACUGUUCAAACUCACCUCAAGGCCAGGUGUGCAGUUGUCCGGAUUGGUUGCAGUUAGACGUCGACAACCGCACAUGCGUGGAUAAGAACGAGUGCAAGCUGCCGUGGACUUGCAGUCAAUUAUGUCAGAACUUGGGGAAACAUUAUCUUUGUUCUUGCACUCCUGGUUAUCAAGAGAACACGGAAAAAACAUGUAAAGCCAUUUCAGCUGAGGAGGACACGCCAUACAUUCUAUACUCAAAUCGGGUCUCGAUCCGUAAAAUCCCACUGGUCGGCAAAGGAGGACGUGUGAGGUAUUCUGAGGUUGUUUCGGGACUUCGCAAUACAAUCGGGGUAGACUUUGACUGGCAAGAGCGCCGUAUAUACUGGACUGAUGUUUUGACCGACAAGAUUCAACGAGCAAAGUUUGAUGGCAGUCAAGUUGAGACCAUCGUCUCUGGAGGACUAAUUUCUGCUGAAGGUAUCGCUGUCGACUGGAUUGGCCGUAAUCUUUAUUGGUUGGACAUGCGAGCUGAUAAAAUCGAAGUGGCGAAGUUGAAUGGCACCAAACGUAGUGUGUUGAUUAACACUGAUAUUGACUCGCCAAGGGCGAUACAAGUCGAUCCGAUAGCAGGGUUAAUAUUUUGGACAGACUGGGGUAGCAGGUCUCGUAUUGAGAAAGCCUUUAUGGAUGGUACCAAUAGAACAGUGAUCAUCGACACUAAACUCUACUGGCCAAAUGGAAUGACCCUUGACUACCCUACAAAGCGAGUAUAUUGGGUCGACGCACGCUUACAUCACCUCGAAUUCUGCGAUUACAACGGAACGAACCGACACCUGGUUCAGACAGGAACCCUGAACAUCCAGCGACCAUUUUCCAGCAGCUUGUUUGAGGACACGAUCUAUUGGACGGACUGGAUCGGAAAUGCGAUCAGAUACACUCACAAAUAUCCCGGUGGUGUUAUUCGACAACUACACAACACUUCCACUCGUCUUAUGGAUCUGCACGUUGUCCACCCAGCGAAGCAACAACCUGGAGUGAAUCAUUGUGCCAAUCGUCAAUGCUCUCAUAUCUGUGUCUUGAAGCCAGGCGGGAGCUCCUGCUUGUGUCCGAUUGGUAGGAAGAUUGAUCCAGAACAUCCCAACAAAUGCAUAGGCGUUGAUAGCUUCCUGAUAUACAGCCGUCGAUCGGAGAUACGGGCAAUGUCGCUAAAUGACGAUCGUACGGACAGAAUGAUACCGAUCGUGGGUCUUAGAAAUGCUAUUGGUGUUGACUUUGACUUCAGAGAGAAUCGCGUGUACUGGAGUGAUGUCACUGAUAAUUCCAUCUCAAAAAUAUCCAUAGAUGGCACACGAUAUGAAAAGAUCAUUAAGCCACAUUCGGGGCUCUCCUCUCCGGAUGGCAUUGCCGUUGACUGGGUGGCAAAGAAUAUCUACUGGACUGAUAGUGUCGCCAACGUCAUUGCUGUAGCACGUAGCGAUGGUCGAUUUCACAAGACACUGUUGUACAAAGCAGAACACACGCAUCAGCCUCGUGGUAUUGCUUUGUAUCCAAGGAAAGGGCUUUUAUUUUGGACUGACUGGGGACAUAAAACAAUCCAACGAGCCACUUUAGAUGGAAAGAAUAUCAAAACUCUGAUCAACGAGAGCCUCAAUUAUGUCAAUGGUUUGACGAUUGAUUAUAAGAACGAUAAAAUAUAUUGGGUUGACGCUGCUUACGAUAAAAUCGAGUCUUCAAACUUAGACGGAGGUGAUAGGAAUACCGUGAAAGAUGAUGACAUUGAUCAUCCGUUUGGAAUAACAAUAUUUAAAGGAGUCGUCUAUUGGACAGACUGGAUGAAACGUGCUAUAAGUAAGGUCGAUAUUAACAGGAAGAAUUCUUCUGUUGUGAAAUCGGGAUUACCGGGAAUUAUGGACGUGUGUGUCUUUGAUAAGGGAAGACAAACAGGUACAAAUCCUUGUGGUAAAAACAACGGUAACUGCCCUGAAUUGUGUUUCUGGGUUGGAAAUCGUGUGAAUUGUGGCUGUCGCAGUGGCUUCAGAUUCAACAAUCGAACCCGAAAGUGUGAACAAAACCAAGAAUUUUUGUUGUAUGCUUUAUCUAACCAAUUCAUCGGGGUCUCCUUCAAUCCUGACGAUAACGCGACGCAAUUACCUUAUAUAUCCGUGACGGCCACUUGUUAUGCCGUUGACUUUCAUUAUCUUGGAAGUGCCAUCUACUUUACCGAUGAUACGAGGAAUGUGAUUGGUCGUAUAAAUACAGACGGAUCGGGUUUGAAGUAUGUGAUCACCCAUGGAUUGAUGAGACCUCAUGGGAUCGCAGUGGAUUGGGUGGGGGAACAGUUGUAUUGGACUGAUAUGGGCACGAAACUCAUCGAGGUCAGUCGGCUAAAUGGUUCUUACCGCAAGCCUCUGAUCUCGGAUAAUCUGGAGAAACCUCGAGCGAUUGUCUUAUACCCUUCCAAAGGUCUGAUGUUUUGGAGCGACUGGGGCAGAAUACCGAAGAUCGAGAGAGCGUACAUGGAUGGUGGUAAAAGACAUACUCUGUUGUCCAACAGAACUGGUUUGAUUUACUGGCCCAAUGGACUAACGAUAGACUAUGAUACAGAUAUUUUAUAUUGGAUUGAUGGCAGGCUGAAUCUUGUCGGGCGUAUGGGCCUGAAUGGUGAAAAUCCUAGAAUUUUGCUGAAAGGCUCUGAUAAUCGUCGAAUUGGCUACAGUUUAACAGCGUUGGGAGAUUAUAUUUACGCCGCUUUCACUCAAUCGAAGAAUAUCAUUAGAAUAGACAAGAGAAAUAACGCAUCAAGAUUGUUUCAUUCACCGUUAAAUAACAUUCGUGGGGCAACUUCCGUGGUUGCUUACGAGAAGAGCAGGCAGGCUGUUGGUGGGCCUUGCCAUCAGCACAGCUGUGAACAACUGUGCUUACCUCAUAACGACACGUUCAGGUGCGACUGUGGAGUUGGAGAGCUUUCGGCUGAUGGAACACACUGUCACGAACCAUCAGCAUUCCUUGCCUACGCCGUCGCCAAAGAUAUUCGAUUUCUGCACUUCGACGGUGGGCGCCAUAGGGCCCCCUACAGCACCAUAACAAACAACAGUCCUACAGUUGGUCUCGACUUCGAUUACCAAGAACAGCUCAUAUUCUUCUCCGUGUUAACCAAGUCUAUCAUGAGAGUACACUUCAAUGGCACCGGAAUGACAGAAUUGAAGAUAAACAUUCAAGCGGACGGGGUCUCAGUGGAUUGGAGGGCGAAGAAAGUCUAUCUCGCAGACGCGGUGAACGAUAAAAUCCGUAAAAUGAACUACGAUGGAUCUGAGCUGAGCGAUGUCAUUUCAUUUGGAAUGCGCGAGCCCCGGGCUAUAGUGGUAAUGCCGUGUGACGACAUGCUUUACUGGACGGAUUGGGGUGUACACAGCAUCGAGGCUGCUAACAUGAACGGAAUUAAUCGUCGCAAGUUGAUCACAAGCCAUGUGAUUUGGCCAAACGGACUCACCAUCGAUGCAGACGAUAAUAGAAUGUUCUGGGUAGAUGCAAAACUUGACAGAAUCGAAUCGGCAGACCUCGAUGGUUCAAAUCGCCGUGUCAUUCUUGAUAACCUUCCUCAUCCAUUCGCGAUUAGCAUGUUUGGCAGCACAAUCUUCUGGACAGAUUGGAUGUUGAGAAAGGUCACCCGAGCAAACAAACUUAGCGGUGGAAGUCAAAAGCCCCUCACAAGGGAUGGCCUUACUUUCAAACCAAUGGACAUUCACGUCAUCUCACAGUCCAGACAAAACUGUUCCAGAAAACCAUGCUAUAACAACGGCGGCUGCAGCCAUCGUUGCUCAGUUAAACAAAGAACAAAGCAAUGCGAGUGCUGGCCUGGUUAUAAACUUCUGGAUGGAUACUGGUGUGUGAGAGCGAAUAGCAACUGUUCUGCAGACAAAUUUACGUGUGCGAAUGGCAAAUGCAUACCUCGACUGUUCGUUUGCGAUACUGACAACGAUUGCGAUGAUAAUUCGGACGAAAUGGAUAUCGUUUGCGCGAGGCACGUUUGUCGAAGUGACCAGUUCCAGUGCAGCAAUGGUAAAUGUAUCACUAAAAGAUGGCGUUGCGACUAUGAGGACGAUUGCAGUGACAACAGCGACGAAGAAGGUUGCGAACGACAAACCUGCAACGCGGACCAGUUUACAUGCGACAACGGACGAUGCAUCGAUAAGAAGUACCAGUGCGAUUCACACGACGACUGUCGGGAUUUCUCGGACGAGGCCGGAUGUCCGCCCGUGACUUGCCGUGCAGGUCGUAUCUCCUGCAGUAACAACGACAGAUGCAUAAGCCCAAGUUGGAUUUGCGAUGGUCAAGAUGACUGUGGUGAUAAUUCGGAUGAAACGAGGUGUUCCAACAUCACAUGUAGCGAACAGGAGAUAAAGUGUGCCAAUACAGGGCGCUGCAUCCCAAUAGCGUGGCGUUGCGAUGGGGAUAAUGACUGUGGAGAUGGUAGCGAUGAAUCCACUGGGAACUGUUCGAAAACAAGUGAACCUUGCAAAGAAGAGGACUUCACGUGCGAGAAUGGAAAUUGCGUUUCCCGAACGUUCCUUUGUGAUGGCGACAACGAUUGCGGUGACAACAGUGAUGAAACUCAAGCCAACUGCGGUUCUCGGACAUGCGGUGUCCUAGAAUUCAAGUGUUACAAUACGUCACGAUGUAUUCCGAGAACGUACGUUUGCGACGGCGAUAACGAUUGUGGCGAUGCUUCCGACGAACACCCGCGCGAGGGAUGCACCCAUCCAGCCUGUGAUAGUUCAGAGUUCAGAUGUGAUAAUGGGAUAUGUAUUCGCAAUUCGUGGCACUGUGAUUAUGCCAAUGAUUGCGGCGAUAAGUCCGAUGAAAAUGGUUGCGAAUACGCCACCUGCCAACCCCAUCAGUUCACGUGUGGAAACGGACAUUGCAUCUCGGCGGAAUACAAGUGCGACCAUGACAGAGAUUGCGAUGACGGAUCCGAUGAAGUAGGGUGUGGACCAGUGACCACGCCCAAGCCAUGCAGUGAAGAUGAAUUCGAGUGCAUGAACACUACAUAUCGCAACUGCAUCGACCGCAGUCUGGUGUGCAACAAGAUCAGCGAUUGUGAAGAUCAUUCGGACGAGAAGAAUUGCCAUUUGAAUUAUUGCGCAAAGGAAAAACACAACUGUGAUGUCUGCACGAACAAAAAAACCGGCUUCGAAUGUACUUGUCAUUCUGGCAAAAAACUGGUUAACAAAACGAACUGUAUAGACAUCGAUGAAUGUCUUGACCAUGCGAUCAACCGCUGCGAACAGAUAUGUGUUAAUACCAUCGGUAGUUACAAGUGCCAGUGUGGCGAAAAGUACAAACUAGAAAACCAGUAUUCCUGUAAGCCCAUCGACCCCAGCAAUUACCCACAAGGAUAUCUCUUGUUCUCUGAUCGUUACGACAUUCGUAAAAUGUCGUUGGACGGGAAUGAUUAUCACACUCUGGUCUCAGAAUUGAUCAACGUCGUCGCCAUAGAUUACGACUUGAGAGAACGUCGUAUAUUCUGGUCUACAAACUCUCCCAAAGGCAUAAAAUCUGCGGAGAUGGAUGGCUCAGACGUUAAGACGAUCAUCAGGCUAACGCACAGCAGCCCGGACGGCAUGGCAGUGGACUGGGUCGGUCGGAAUCUGUACUUCUGUGAAGCGCAGGAUGGCGCCAUCUUUGUCUCGAGAUUAAAUGGGUUCAUGUUGAAGAAACUCAUCACUGGGCUGAAUGAACCUAGAGGGAUGGCGGUGUAUCCAAAGGGAGGGUACUUGUUUUUCACCGACUGGGGACAGCAUGCUAUUUUCCGAGUGGGUAUGAAUGGACACAAUCUCACCAAGAUUAUUGGGGAGAAAGUCGUCUGGCCUAAUGGUAUAACGAUUGACUACAUUACCAAGGAGCUGUUCUGGGUCGAUGCACGACUGGACGUCAUUGAGUACUCUGAUAUGGACGGGCAGAACCGAAGGAGAGUUUCACAGGGAUUAGUUUCACAUCCGUUCGCAAUCACUGUGUUUGAAGAUAAUGUCUACUGGACAGACUGGCUCACGAAGGCUGUUCAUAAGGCUCAUAAAUGGAGCGGUGAAAAUCAUCAAAUAAUGAAAAACACGACAAGUAAACCCAUGGAUAUUCAGGUUGUUCAUCCAAUAAGACAGACCGCUAUCGUCUCACCAUGUCCAACGAAGAAUCCUUGCCAAGGUCUUUGUCUUCUUACCCCAGGAGGGGGCUACGAAUGCGCAUGCCCAAUGAAUAGUAUCUCACAAGCGGAUGGGAGGUCCUGCCUAUCAAAGUGCGACGGAGAGUUUGCCUGCACCAAAAGUCUCAAAUGUAUUCCCUCGAAUUGGCUGUGUGACGGCGAGGAUGACUGUGGUGAUGGGAGUGACGAAGAAAGUUGCGCCGACAGCAAGUGUCCCCCCGGUCAAUUUAGUUGCGAUAACGGUAACUGCACGUCGAUAUACUACAAAUGUGACGGCGACGAUGAUUGUGGAGACUUCUCAGAUGAACGGGACUGCCCAAGAGUGGUGUGCUCUUUCAACCAUUUCAAAUGCGACAACGAAAAGUGCGUGUCCAUAGCCUGGCUUUGCGAUGGCGUAAACGACUGCGGCGAUGGGAGCGAUGAAAAGAACUGCACCUUGAACAGAAACUGUACCGCUGAUGAGAUGAAAUGUUCCACGAGCAAGUUGUGUCUUCCGUUGUGGGCGAAAUGCAACGGACACCUGGACUGCCACGAUGGCAGCGAUGAAAGUGGUUGUGAAGAUAUUAAGUGUGCCGAAGGGAAAUUCAAAUGCCCUGAAAAGUGUAUCGAAGCAUCAUGGGUUUGCGAUGGUGAUAGGGACUGUGAUAAUGGCUCGGAUGAAAAGUGCAAAGGAUGUCCUUCGGAUAAAUUUACAUGUGCCAACAAGAGAUGUAUCCCGAAGACCUGGCGGUGUGACUAUUCCGAUGAUUGUGGAGAUAAUAGUGAUGAAAGGAACUGCACGUAUUCUGUGUGUAGCUCACCCAAUUUCAGAUGCAAAACAAGCCGGCAGUGUAUCAAGGAGGGCUGGGUCUGCGAUGGUCAUGACGAUUGCGGUGAUAAGUCUGAUGAGGAGAACUGUAAUCGAUGUAAAAAUGAGGAUUUCAAGUGCAAUGAUACGUACUGUAUCCACAAGGAAUGGCGUUGCGAUGGUACACCAGAUUGCAGAGACUUUUCCGACGAGAUAGGUUGCCGUGUCACGUCUGCCAACCGUUGUUCCCCCAGUCAGUAUAAAUGUAAGAACUCGCUGUGUAUCAAUAUCUAUUCCAAAUGCGACGGUAGUAAUGACUGUGGUGACAACUCCGACGAGGAUCCUGUUAUGUGCGCAAAUCACGCGUGCUCUCUCAUCCAGACUCGGUGUAAGGAAGAACCGGUUUGUAUACCAUCUUUCAAAGUUUGUGAUGGCGAAAACGACUGCCUUAAUGGGAGUGAUGAAGCUGGUUGCAAAAAGAAAAGGUCUUGCAACGACACAGAGUUUAAAUGUGCUGAUGGCUUGACUUGUGUUCCUCUCAGUGCGAAGUGUAAUCAAAGACUUGAUUGUCCCGAUAAAUCAGAUGAAACUAAAUGCAGUGGCUCGUGUUCCAGUCCACUACUUGGGGUCUGUCAACAGGAUUGCAAAGAUGUUCACCCGGGCCCAGGCUAUCAUUGCGUCUGUUACCCUGGGUAUGAAAUCUCUCAAGAAGACUCGCAUUACUGCGACGAUAUCAACGAAUGUGCCGUGUUUGGAACAUGCAGUCAAAAAUGUGAUAAUUUCAAAGGAAGUCAUAAAUGUUCCUGCUACGACGGUUACCAGUUGAGCCAUAAAAAAAAUAACAAAACCAGCUGCAGAAUAAAAGGUCCCCCUCCUGAGGUCUACGUUCCCAGUCUCGAAGGCAUCCGAAGAUAUUCCCCGAGCGGUUUUGGUGGGCGUCUCCUUGUCCCCACUGACAGCGUCAUUAAAAGCAUCGACUAUUUUGUCAGGGAUAAUGCGACUUACGUACUUUGGUUAGACGGAAAGAAAAAUACGAUAAACUUGGUGACGAUUAAAGAUACGAAACAACGGAGACGCAGAGAUACAAAAGACUACACAACCUUAAUUGAAGCGUCGGGAAAGCCAAGAUCAUUUGCUGUGGAUUACAUGAGUGGAGAUGUUUUCUGGCUUGAGUCGAGCACAAAUGAACACAGCGUGCGAGUCAAGUCGAUAUUUGGCAAAGCUAGUAGUGCUCAGGACGACAAAAUCAAAAUCAAACUCUAUAACCAACCAACUCAUAUUGUUCUGUAUCCUGAAAAGCGCAAAAUGUUUUGGUGUGAUGUUGGUCUAGUUCCUAAGAUCGAGGUUGCUAACUUAGACGGAACGAAUCGUAAGGUGUUUCAAUCUAAGGUUUCCUGGCCUACUGGACUUGCCAUAGAUACCGUCGCUGACCGCUUGUAUUGGUGCGACAUGAAAGAAAAUACAGUCGAGACCGUAUCAACUGAUGGAACUGACAGACGAGUCGUCCUCACGUCGAAACAACUCAUCAGAGAAUUUUCCGAGCCAUAUUCCAUAGAUGUUUUCGAAGAUUAUCUUUAUAUUGUGACAAAAAGAGGUUUUGCGUUUAAGUGGAGUAAGUUUGGUUAUGGUAAUCCAACAAAGUUGGCGCGCAAUGGUGUACCAGAGGCCAGAAUAAAGGUCUAUCAUAGAGCCAGGCAGACUCAUGUUAAUAAUAAAGGUACUAAAUGUCCGAAUGUUGAUCAAAAAAUGUGUGAAGUUGAUAAUUCGAGUUGUGUUGGUUAUUGUGUUCGUGGAACGUGUCAAAUUAAUGAUGGAAAACCAUCCUGUCAGUGUCCUAAGGGCACAGUGGGCACGAAAUGUCAAUGGUCAUGUGCAGAUCUGAAAUGUGAGAACGAUGGUGUGUGUUAUAUAAACAAGGAACAUUUGAAUUGUCGUUGUCCUGAAGGUACAACAGGCAAGCGGUGCCAACUGACAUGCGCGGAUCAUAAAUGUGUCAAUAAUGGCACGUGUGUGGUUCAUGAAGGCAUACUCCAGUGCAGAUGUCAGGACAACGAAAUCCGUCCCGACUGUCCAGAUAUUCAAGCAAGAUCAGGUGGUGGCACAGACUCAGCUAAACUUCUGGAGAUAGUUGUCCCGUGUGCUUUUGGUCUUUUGGUCAUUAUCGCUAUCGUGUCCCUUCUCUGUUGCAGAUGGCGUGGGAGACCGUCAAGGAAAUUCUCCUCGUUCUACGGUUCCCGCAAAGCGUCGUUUACUUACACUGGAAUGACAGGCGAAGACGAAGAUGACGAUUUUGCUGAGGCCGGCAGCCGACAGUUUGUUAUUAACGAUAACGAAGUUAACUUUGCGAAUCCAGUCUACAACUCGUUGUUCCUGGAGGGUCCGUCAAUUGACGAUUACGCCGAGGUGAACAGACAGCUCAUCUUCGAAGAUGGGGACAAUAAAGUCGAUUUCUCAAAUCCGAUGUACGAUUCGUACUACGGCUCGAACGAAAACCCAGAGAUGGACUUGUUCUUACCGCGAACACAGAGCCACGAUGCUGUGUCCAGCGGCGAUUCCUACGGCAGCCACGACUCUCUGACGACGCGACUUGUGAAGGAUGAGAAAUAAGGUGAUAUUUGUCACAAUUUGUGCUGUCCAAUUCGUUGUGUUUUUACCUUUUAUGCUCUAAAGAGAUCGUUGAAGACACAACGGUACAUUUUAUAUUUUAUUUCCAAUUAAUCGUAAAUAACCCAUGUCCGGGUUAAUAAUUAAUAAUAGUCUAAUAUUGUGGUAAACUAGCUCAAAUUUCGUUGGAUGAGCUUGGUCAGUGCACUAAAAGAUAGCGAACGAGACCGUCUUGUUAGUAAUAUACCUUCGACGUCGUUUUACCAACGGAGUAAUAAUCUCAUAAGCACCUUUGCAUGAGAAUUUUACGAAAUCCUUAUGCUUGUUUCAUUGUUUGUAAAUAUCACUUGUAGGCACAUUUGAACGGCAGACAUGGUUUAUAAUCACCUCUCACGAAUCUGCGUGUACUGCCUUGAUUAAGUAAUAAUUGCACUCAUGUUACAUAACGUACAUAACAUGCUACAUGACGUACACAACAUGUUACAUAACGUACACGCAUGUGCAUUACCCCUAAACAUUUUUUCAUCAAAUAUAUAACACUAACCCACAACAUAGUAUAACUAAUAUAUGUAUGCACGGCAUAUAAAAAUUAUCUAUCUGUAGUUGCGUUGUUAUACAAACUUUUUAAUCGUGCAUAAGAAUGUAGUUUGUAGGUUUUAUUAAACC
Dendronephthya gigantea is the source of this 14680-nucleotide messenger RNA. Its product is annotated as low-density lipoprotein receptor-related protein 2-like. The transcript is spliced from 65 exons. The record is from RefSeq and is a predicted model, not a curated record. NCBI's taxonomy places the organism in Eukaryota, Metazoa, Cnidaria, Anthozoa, Malacalcyonacea, Nephtheidae. Gene Ontology annotation, molecular function: calcium ion binding; protein binding. The coding region runs from base 374 to 14017 and encodes 4547 amino acids.